This is a messenger RNA of Protobothrops mucrosquamatus (brown spotted pit viper), 4023 nucleotides long. It is a transcript of the gene GAPVD1, whose product is annotated as GTPase activating protein and VPS9 domains 1. The record is from RefSeq and is a predicted model, not a curated record. NCBI's taxonomy places the organism in Eukaryota, Metazoa, Chordata, Lepidosauria, Squamata, Viperidae. Gene Ontology annotation, molecular function: guanyl-nucleotide exchange factor activity; small GTPase binding. The transcript is spliced from 22 exons. Gene Ontology annotation, biological process: vesicle-mediated transport; regulation of GTPase activity. Gene Ontology annotation, cellular component: cytosol; endocytic vesicle.
AUGGUCAAACUGGACAUGCAUAUUUUGGCCCACCACCUCAAACAGGAGCGGCUCUACGUGAACUCCGAAAAGCAGCUGAUCCAGCGGCUGAACGCCGAGGUGCUGAAGACGGCCGAGAAGCUUUACCACACCGCUUGGAUCUCCAAGCAGCAGAGGAUCAACUUGGACCGCUUGAUCAUCACAAGCGCGGAUGCCUCUCCGGCGGAAUGUUGCCAGCACGCCAAAGUGUUGGAAGACACGCAGUUUGUGGACGGCUACAAGCAGCUGGGCUUCCAAGAGACGGCCUACGGGGAAUUCCUCAACCGGUUGCGCGAGAACCCCCGCCUCAUUGCGUCCUGCCUGGUGGCCGGCGAGAAGUUCAACCAGGAGAACAUUCAGAACGUCAUCCACACGGUCUUCACCUCCAUCUACGGCAACUGCAUCAUGCCGGAAGACGAGAACUUUCUUCUCCAGGUCUUGCGCUACCUGGUCGAGUUUGAGCUGAAGGAGAGCGACAACCCUCGGCGGCUCUUGCGGAGGGGCACCUGCGCCUUCAGCGUCCUCUUCAAGCUCUUCUCCGAGGGCCUCUUCUCCGCCAAGCUCUUCCUGACGGCCACCUUGCACGAGCCCAUCAUGCAGCUGCUGGUGGAGGACGAGGACCACCUGGAGACCGACCCCCACAAGCUGACCGAGCGCUUCUCGCCCGCCCAGCAGGAGAAGCUCUUUGGGGAAAAGGGCUCCGAGAAGUUCCGGCAGAAGGUUCAGGAGAUGGUGGACUCCAACGAGGCCAAGCUGGUGGCCCUGGUCAACAAGUUCAUCGGCUACCUCAAGCAGAACACCUACUGCUUCCCGCACAGCUUGCGCUGGAUCAUGUCCCAGAUGUACAAAACGCUCUCCUGCGUGGAGCGGCUGGAGGUGGGGGAAGUGAGGGCCAUGUGCACCGACCUGCUCUUGGCCUGCUUCAUUUGCCCGGCGGUGGUCAACCCGGAACAGUAUGGGAUUAUUUCGGAUGCGCCAAUCAACGAAGUGGCAAGGUUUAAUCUGAUGCAGGUACGGCUGUGUGGGUCAAGCAUCAGCAGCCCAGAGAGAUCUUGUUCAAAUUUCUGACCAAUGUGGCUUACACACCUUUUGUAGGGCUGUGUGGCUUCGUUCCUGGAUGUCGUCAUUGGUGGCCGGGCAGUAGAAACCCCUCCGAUGUCUUCGGUGAAUCUCCUGGAAGGGCUGAGUCGAACCGUGGUUUAUAUGACCUAUAGCCAGCUUACCACACUGGUUAGCUUCAUGCGGAAUGUCAUGUCCGGCGACCAGCUCAAGGAAGAUCGAGUGUCUCUGGAGAACCUGCUCUUAAAUCUACCCCAGAACAAGCCGGGGAAAAGCGGGAGCCUGGAGCUGACGCCUUACAACACCCCACAACUCUCACCGGCAACCACUCCCGCCAGCAAAAAAAAUCGACUGGCUAUAGGACAACAAUUGGCAACCAUCACUGCCUGGGACACGUCUGCUACCAACCUCACAGCUCAUAUAAAUCUCGUAACCCCUUUUGCCACUCGCAGCAGGAGCCGUUCCAAUAUCCAGAUGGACCAACAUCCAGAUUACGAGGGGGUCUGCCAAGAGACCAUCCAGGAAGUCCAGCCCGAAGAGGUUUUGGUCAUUUCUCUCGGGACAGGUCCCCAAAUCACGCCUGGCAUGAUGUCAGAAAAUGAGGUUUUAAACAUGCAGCUGGCGGAUGGGGGUCCAGGCGACGUUCCGGUCGACGAUGCCAAACUCCACGGUAAACCUGAUAAAACCCUGCGGUUUUCCCUCUGCAGUGAUAAUCUGGAAGGCAUUUCCGAAGGCCCUUCUAACCGCUCCAAUUCGGUGUCCUCGCUGGAUUUAGAAGGGGAAUCCGUUUCCGAAUCGGGGGCUGGACCGUCAGGAAGCAACGGCGUUGAGGCCUUGCAGCUUCUGGAGCGUGAACAAGCUACCACCCAGGACAAUCUGGACGAUAAACUCCGUAAAUUUGAGAUCCGCGACAUGAUGGGCUUGACCGAAGACCGGGACAUCUCGGAAACCGUGAGCGAGACCUGGAGCACGGACGUGCUGGGAAGCGACUUCGACCCGAAUAUUGAUGAAGACCGUUUACAGGAGAUCACGGGGGCUGCAGCCGAAAACGUCUUGGGCAGCCUGCUAUGUUUGCCUGGUUCCGGCUCGGUGCUGUUUGAUCCCUGCACGGGCUCCACCAUCUCAGAAACCACCAGCGAAGCUUGGAGCAUUGAGGUCCUCCCAAGCGAUUCAGAAGCUCCAGACCUGAAGCAGGAAGAGAGACUGCAAGAAUUGGAAAGCUGCUCCGGUGUGGGAAGCGCCUCCGAUGACACCGACGUCAGAGAAGUUAGUUCCCGGCCCAGCACACCUGGCCUCAGUGUUGUCUCAGGUAUCAGCGCAACGUCCGAAGACAUCCCGAACAAGAUAGAGGACCUGCGAUCCGAAUGCAGCUCCGACUUUGGUGGGAAAGAUUCAGUCACCAGCCCGGACAUGGACGAAACGGUGCACGGUGCCAGCCACUUGACCUCGCCUCCUUGCCAGGCGGAUUCCCUUCUCGCCAUGUUUGACCCCUUGGUUUCUCACGAAGUGGUCAGGCCCAAAGUCCACUACGCCCGGCCGUCUCACCCGCCACCGGAUCCCCCGAUCUUGGAAGGGACCCUGGGCGGCAGCGACGCCAGGCUGCCCAGCUUCGCCUCCCACACGGCCAUGCUCUUCGACUCGGAGGCCUUCAAGCAGCGCUACUCCUACCCCGAAAGGCUCGUGCGGAGCCGGAGUUCCGACAUCGUCUCAUCUGCCCGGAGGCCCAUGAGCGAUCCCGGCUGGAACAGGCGAGCGGGGACCGAGGAGCGGGAUCUUUUGGGGCCCGGGAGCAACGCCGGAGGGGUGCCGAUGGUUCCCGGACUGCAGUCUUCCUCUUCAUCUCCGAGCAAAGAUUCCUGCAGGGGAGAGAUUGAAGACCGAAAAGACAGCGAUGAUGAGAAGUCCGACCGAAACAGACCCUGGUGGAGGAAACGUUUCGUGUCAGCCAUGCCCAAAGCUCCAAUUCCGUUUAGAAAAAAAGAAAAACAAGACAAAGAGAAGGAUGACUUCAUCCCGGAUCGAUUUUCUUCCCUUCAAGACAACGAAAUCGUCUGCUUCCUCAAAAUCCAGCUGGCCGAAGCCAUCAACCUCCAGGACAAGAACUUGAUGGCCCAGCUUCAGGAGACCAUGCGUUGCGUGGGGCGCUUCGACAACCGGACCUGCCGGAAAUUGCUGGCCUCCAUCGCCGAGGAUUACAGGAAACGGGCGCCUUACUUCACCUACCUGACCCGCUGUCGCCAGGGCCUCCAGACCACCCAGGCCCACCUGGAACGGCUGCUGCAGCGAGUCCUGAGGGACAAGGAGGUGGCCAACCACUACUUCACCACCGUGUGCGUCCGCCUCUUGCUGGAGAGCAAAGAAUCCAAGAUCAGAGAGUUCAUUCAGGAUUUCCAGAAGCUGACGGCAGCGGACGACAAGACGGCCCAGGUGGAAGACUUCCUCCAGUUCCUCUACGGGGCGAUGGCCCAGGACGUCAUCUGGCAGAACGCCAGCGAGGAGCAGCUGCAGGACGCCCAGCUGGUGAUCGAGCGCAGCGUCAUGAAUCGCAUCUUCAAGCUGGCCUUUUACCCCAAUCAGGACGGAGACAUCCUGCGGGAUCAGCUUCUUCACGACCACAUCCAAAGAUUGUCAAAAGUGGUGACGGCCAACCACAAAGCCCUCCAGAUCCCAGAGGUCUACCUACGGGAAGCCCCCUGGCCCUCAGCCCAGGCCGAGAUCCGGACCAUCAGCGCCUACAAGACCCCCCGAGACAAGCUGCAGUGUGUCUUGAGGAUGUGCUCCACCAUCAUGAACCUGUUGAGCUUGGCCAACGAGGACUCGGUUCCCGGCGCGGACGAUUUCGUCCCGGUGCUCGUUUUUGUCCUCAUCAAGGUAGAGAAAGCCUUUGUGUCAGAGCUGCCUUACUCUCCUUCCUCUCCUCCAUCCCUCAUCAGAUUCACUCUCUGA